Gorilla gorilla gorilla (western lowland gorilla) is the source of this 2619-nucleotide messenger RNA. RefSeq names its product protein kinase cAMP-dependent type I regulatory subunit beta (gene PRKAR1B). The coding region runs from base 247 to 1392 and encodes 381 amino acids. Gene Ontology annotation, molecular function: protein kinase A catalytic subunit binding; cAMP-dependent protein kinase inhibitor activity; cAMP binding. Gene Ontology annotation, biological process: negative regulation of cAMP-dependent protein kinase activity. Gene Ontology annotation, cellular component: cytosol; cAMP-dependent protein kinase complex. The record is from RefSeq and is a predicted model, not a curated record. The transcript is spliced from 11 exons. NCBI's taxonomy places the organism in Eukaryota, Metazoa, Chordata, Mammalia, Primates, Hominidae.
AGGUAUCAUCUCCUUCACAGCUGGAACUGCCUACCCCUCUCCUGGCAUUUGGAGCCUCUGGGGAGGGGAGAUGGAGUUUCUGCCGCCACCCUGGCAGGAUGGGGCAACGGUGUGCGGUAGGAGGAUGAGGUUGAUUCCCUUUCCUGCAGGGCUGGGCUUGUGGGUUAGGACAGUCACCAAGAGGCUCCUCCUAGGCCUCCGUGACCUCUGGAUCCCCAAGAAAGGAAGGAAGCAGCCACCCUCGCCAUGGCCUCCCCGCCCGCCUGCCCCUCGGAGGAGGACGAGAGCCUGAAGGGCUGUGAGCUGUAUGUGCAGCUGCACGGGAUCCAGCAGGUCCUCAAAGACUGUAUCGUCCACCUCUGCAUCUCCAAGCCCGAACGCCCCAUGAAGUUCCUCCGGGAGCACUUCGAGAAGCUGGAGAAGGAAGAAAACAGGCAGAUUUUGGCGCGGCAGAAGUCAAACUCACAGUCGGACUCCCAUGAUGAGGAGGUGUCGCCCACCCCCCCGAACCCUGUGGUGAAGGCCCGCCGCCGGCGAGGAGGCGUGAGCGCUGAGGUGUACACCGAGGAGGACGCCGUGUCCUACGUCAGGAAGGUGAUUCCCAAGGACUACAAAACCAUGACUGCGCUGGCCAAGGCCAUCUCCAAGAACGUGCUCUUCGCUCACCUGGAUGACAACGAGAGGAGUGACAUAUUCGAUGCCAUGUUCCCUGUCACUCACAUCGCUGGGGAGACCGUUAUACAGCAAGGGAAUGAAGGAGACAACUUCUAUGUCAUUGAUCAAGGGGAAGUGGAUGUGUACGUGAAUGGAGAGUGGGUGACCAACAUCAGCGAGGGAGGCAGCUUCGGGGAGCUGGCGCUCAUCUACGGCACCCCCAGGGCUGCGACCGUGAAAGCCAAGACGGACCUCAAGCUCUGGGGGAUCGACCGGGACAGCUACCGGCGCAUCCUUAUGGGCAGCACGCUGAGGAAACGCAAGAUGUACGAGGAGUUCCUCAGCAAGGUCUCCAUCCUAGAGUCCCUGGAGAAGUGGGAGCGUCUGACCGUGGCGGAUGCGCUGGAGCCCGUCCAGUUUGAAGAUGGAGAGAAAAUUGUGGUCCAGGGAGAGCCUGGGGACGACUUUUACAUCAUCACGGAGGGCACCGCGUCCGUGCUGCAGCGCCGGUCCCCCAAUGAGGAGUACGUGGAGGUGGGGCGCCUGGGACCCUCUGACUACUUCGGGGAGAUUGCGCUGCUGCUGAACCGGCCCCGGGCGGCCACCGUCGUGGCCCGGGGGCCCCUCAAGUGUGUGAAGCUGGACCGGCCCCGCUUCGAGCGUGUGCUGGGGCCCUGCUCUGAGAUCCUCAAGAGGAACAUUCAGCGUUACAACAGCUUCAUCUCCCUCACCGUCUGAGCACAGCUCCCGCCCUGCAGCCCCAGCUCCCCAGUGUGGUGGCCGUGCCCUGCUCGUCUGUGUCGGGGGCCUGGGAGCCGCUGUGUGAGGUGUGGGCCGGGUGGGGCUGGGUCCCGGCAGCGUGAGGACUGCCCCUUCCCCGGACUCACUUUUUGGAAUAAAUGAUCACCUUGUGCAUUUCCAAAUCAAAGGACAAGCGGACAAAACGCAUCCCAAGAUCAAGGAAGGGACAGGCCAGCUUCCUCCCCACACGCCUCCCCGGCCGCCUCUGCGGGCUUGUCCUGGGGGGCCCACCCCACCCCUGCCAGUCUCCUGGAGAUGCUUGAGGAUCGGUCCUCCCCAGAACCAGGCCAGGACGUUGCCCCUGGGGCCUGGCGACCCUGCGAGGUCAGGUCCCCCAGAUUGAGGUCCGAGUGUGGGCAAGUGUGUCAAAAGGGGCUGCCCCCCAGGGGAGAUGAGGCUGAGAGCAGGGAGUCGAGGCUGAAGAAGUCAAGGCCCCUCCCGCAAAUGUGUUCCCCUGCCCACGCCAUUGCACCCCACCACACCCCCACCUCCCCCCGGGGGCCCUGCUGUGGAUGCCGGAGUGGGAGAGUCUCUGGGCUGUGAGAUUGAUCUUGCCCCUAACUGGAGAGGAAGCCGGGCGCCAAGACACACAGGGCUCCUGCCUUGGGAGCCAGGGCCGCGGCCGCAGGUAGACCCCAGUAGGGGGGCCGGGCUCGAAGUUCCGUUGGGAGGGGCUGGCGGGACUCCAGCAGGCCGUCCUCAGCUUCCUUGGAAAGUCCACCCAGGGCAAGUUGAUGUUAGGGAAAAACAGAAGUCAAGCCAGCCGCGAGCCCCACACCUGACCCGCUCAACCGACUUGUCCCUUAAAUGUGUCUUGGGUCCCGCAGUGAUGACGUGAGCCAGCCAGGCCCGAAGGGGUGAGGCCAGUGCAGAGAAGCUUCCCAGGGGAUUCCUGGGUUCCCCGAAAGACAAGUGAGGCCAUUGCAGUUCACCCGAUGUUGCUCCCGUCCCGUGCGUCCCGGGGAGGCUGUCCUUGGUCCGAGGCUGCUCGUUGCAGCCCCUCCCCUGCUGGCGGUUACGAUGCGUGGGGUCCCCCUCCCCGCCCAGCCCCGGCCACGUCGCCGUGUCCCGCCUGUGCCUGUGACGUCCCUGUGGACCUGUGAGCCGUCCCCCCCUUAUCUCUGCUCUGAAUACUGCAUGAAGCAUUAAACGUGCAAUGAAGUA